AUGUACAACGCGGCCGGCGCGGCGCCCAAGAAGAUACGCAUCCUGGACAGCACCCUGCGGGAGGGGGAGCAGCACCCGGGAAUUACGUUCACCAACAAGCAGAGGAUACAGAUCGCGUGGAUGCUGGACUACUUUGGCGUGGACCAGAUAGAGAUCUCGCCGGUGAUAUCGCCUGACCACCGGGAGGCCACAAGGACCAUCAUAAAGCAGGGGCUUGCCGCAGACAUCGUCUCCCACGGCAGGGCCCUCAGAGAGGACAUCGACACAUACACCUUGGCAGACAAGCUGAGGAUAACCAGGGAGGAGGCGCUAGAAAGGGCAGUAGACACGGUCGAGUACGCCAAGUCGCACGGCCUACACAUACGCUUUACCGUAGAGGACGGGAGCCGGGCCGACCCCGGGUUCCUGUUGGAGGUGUGCAGGGCCAUAGAGGAGGCCGGCGUGGACCGGAUCAGCCUCCCGGACACCGUGGGGAUAAUGCGUCCUGCCGGCAUGUACCGCUUUGUGGAGGGCGUGCGCAGACAGGUAAAGGUACCGCUUGACGCGCAUGUGCACAACGACAUCGGCCUUGCGCUGGCAAACGCGCUCGCCGCCUGCGACGCGGGGGCAGACCAGAUACACACCACGAUCGACGGAAUAGGCGAGCGGACCGGCAUACCGUCCCUGGCAGAGGUCGCAGUGGCCCUGACGUACCUGUACAGGUCUCCCAACGACCUUCGCCUGGACAUGCUGCAGGAUCUGUCGCGGCUCAUCCAGGAGUACACGUCGGUUCCGCCGUACGACUCCAAGCCCAUAGUGGGCGAGUGCGCCUACAAGCACAAGGCCGGAACGCACCUUGCCGCAAUCCUGAGGAAUCCCGCCGCCUACGAGCCAAUCCCGCCCAGAAUAGUGGGGAACCAGAGGAGGAUCGUCUUUGGCGAGCUGGCAGGAAAGACGGGCGCCGCCUACCUCAUGGCGCUCCUGGGCCUAGAGAAGAGCGAGAGCGGCGCCAGGGAGGUGGCGGCAGGCCUCAAGGACCUCCGGAUGGGCGACAUGAUAGACAUACCCCUGGAGGACAGGCUGGAAAAAAAGAUAAUUAACGCCCAUAAUGGACAGGAGAAGGAGUGA
Geodia barretti is the source of this 1107-nucleotide messenger RNA. Lineage: Eukaryota; Metazoa; Porifera; Demospongiae; Tetractinellida; Geodiidae. The record is from the annotation of a GenBank genome assembly.